Messenger RNA from Cercopithifilaria johnstoni, 1176 nucleotides. Lineage: Eukaryota; Metazoa; Nematoda; Chromadorea; Rhabditida; Onchocercidae. The record is from the annotation of a GenBank genome assembly.
AUGAAACGAAUUGUGAUAACAGGUAUAGGUAUUGUAAGUCCAUUUGGUGUCGGUAAAAGAGUUCUCUUUGACAAUUUAUUAGCUAACAAUGUUGCGUUGCAAAACGAUGAAAAACUUAGAAUAAUUGUGGGACGAGUUGCGGAUCGUGGAGAAUAUGGCCUUGAUUUGAGUUCGUGGACACCUCGAAAGUUGAAACAAAUGAGCAGAGGUAGUGUGCUUGCAAUCGUUGCAGCGGAAGAAGCAGUGAAAGAUGCUGGUUUAAAGGAAUGCCAUAUGGAGGAAACUGGCGUUAAUGUUGGAAUGGGCAUAGCUGAUUUGGAGGUAAUUUACGAAGUUGGUAAACAAAUUGCAGAAGGUAAAGGACAUCGAGUUACACCUUUUUUUAUACCACGUAUACUGACCAACAUGCCGGCAGGACAUGUAAGUAUCAAGUUUGGUAUGCGUGGACCACACUUAAGCUCUUGUACUGCGUGCGCAACAGGUUUACAUAGUGUUGGAGAUUCAGCGACAUUUAUUAAGAUGGGUCGAGCGAAGCGCAUGCUUGCAGGUGCGACCGAAGCAUGUGUCAAUAGUAUAGCAAUAACUGGAUUUAGUCAGAUGAGAGCACUAACUACAACUUGCUCACGGCCAUUUGACAAGGAGCGUGAUGGAUUCGUAUUGAGUGAAGGUGCUGCCAUUUUGGUUCUGGAAGAAAUGGAGGAGGCACUUAGACGAAAAGCGAAUAUUUAUGCUGAAAUUAUAGGAUAUGGUGUCGCAGGCGAUGCUUAUCAUCUUACGACACCAUCAGAAGAUGGUAUUGGAGCUUUCCUAAGUAUGGAAAGAUGCUUGGUUGACUCAUGCAUCAAUCCAGAGCAAGUUACAUACGUAAAUGCUCACGCAACUUCGACAGUACUUGGUGAUCAUUUCGAAUCACGAGCCAUUGCUAGCCUUUUUCCUGGUCAUAUAGGUCAUACCUUAGCGGCGGCCGGUGCAAUCGAAACAGCGAUCACAGCAAUGUGUGUUAAAGAAGGCAAACUGGUGGGGAACGUCAGACUAGAAGAAAGCGAUAUUAAAGAGAAUUUACGUUUCCUUAAACAAUCGGAAAGAUGGAAUAAGAAACGAAUAGCCUUGGUAAACUCUUUUGGUUUUGGUGGGUCACAUGCUACUUUAUGUCUAUCAGCAAUAGAAAAUUCUUAA